Molecule: messenger RNA, 5277 nt
Organism: Marchantia polymorpha subsp. ruderalis
Lineage: Eukaryota; Viridiplantae; Streptophyta; Marchantiopsida; Marchantiales; Marchantiaceae
Source: the annotation of a GenBank genome assembly
AGUAUUUCCCGUGUACACGACAGUAAUCCUUCCCGCCUCCUCUGUAUCUCGGAACUUUGAGACAAGUUCAAAAGCAUUCACGUGUCCGUGUCCGGAGCUGGAGCUGGACUGCUGGACCCUUGGAACCUGAUCGGGCUCUGACAUCGAGGAAUUUGAAUCGUCCGCGGCAUGUCCCGCAUCUGAAGAAAGACACCAACGAUGUCAUCUCUGACCGAAAUUUCGGUCGAUAAAAAUUUAAUGCGAACGAUGCAGCGCAAGAGCUCCAAGAAGCUGAUUUUUCAAAUUUUGGCGUACUCGUGACACGACUGAAUCAUAUAAGAUAAUUCUUCUGCAGAUGUGGGGAUGCAAUCCUUGCAACUCUGCGCAAACGGCUUUCCAUGGAUGAUUUCAAAAUUUCCCAGAAGCAGCUCACAGAACAACAAAGAGAGCGAAUUACUCAAAAUUUCAGAGCUGCGAAAGCUAUCAGGGACAGAAAGCGCUCUCAAUUGUUCAACACCCCUCCUUCUCCAUCCUCGAUAUGGCCAAACCACCCUGGACAAGGACGGUUGUCACUCGAUGGUUGCACUUCUGAGUCUCACUUCAGGAGCCCACCGAUUUCCCGAUCAAGAAAGAAGACACACAUUGAAGUCAGUACACACGAGAUGCCGAGGAAAGCUUUGAGUGAACUCAGCUCAAACGCUAUAUAUCGUUUGAGGAAGUUCCAGGGUUCAGAAUGUGUGACAAGUAGGGGGACACCGCCUAAGACUGAGUAUUGUCAUAAGAUCGGUGAUGGCGCCAUUGUUCAGUCGAGAAACAUCGGAUCCUGUCCAAGUAUUCCUGAAGCAAAUGCAGCUCUGACCUCGAUUCAAUCACACCAGUCCAUCACGGAGGUUCUGAAUGACGACUUUGACGAGAUGUUAUUUGAGGAGAUUGAUAUAUUGUGUGGACAGAGGAGGAAAGCAGAGGAUAAUGUCAUACAUCCAAAAGCAGAAAGUCCCUUGAACAGGAAUAUUUCACCUGAGGAGAACUCAACCACGCUUGUCAAGACUGGAUCAAGCACAGACGUAUGUAAAAACGUAGGCUCUAUCAGAUACCCCACAGCUCAUAAGGAAGACAAGAUUCUGGAAUUUCUUGCGGCAAUAUUUCAGAGCAAAGAUGAUGGAAAACCAGAACAUGGUAAAAGCAUUCCUCUUUCUCUUCCGGAUGACGCAAAUUCUUUGGAAAGUACAUCCCUCGCUACAGGUGGCAUCUGUCCAAGAUUCGAGUCAAGUGGAUUACAACCCAUACCUUCGAAGGGAGUAGGGAAAUCUGGAGGCAUGAAAGUGUUGGAUCAAGAAGCUGGUGAGAUUAACCUCCUUGAAAGCGCUGAGAUGUGUGGUGGGAUUGACCCUUGCCAGCUGAACCCACCAGAUCCACCUGAAUCUCUCAAUGUAAACGAUGCCCCAUUAACUCUGUCAAGUGACACGCUCAAUAUAUCAGGAGUGCUUCAUGGAUGUACUUCUGUUUCUGAAAGUUCAAUAUUGGCAAGCGAGGCCAGUAUAUCUGCGGAAUCAUUGAAAAAUCAAAAUAGUACAGACCAACGUCACGGUUCAAAAUUCUCAGAAAGAGAAACAGCCAUGGCAAAUUCAGUAAAAUCCACAGGUGGACCUGAGUUGCCGGCUGAGAACAUCCCUUUUUCUGUAAAUACUCCACUGGUAAGGGAGCUUGGCUCAUCUCCUGAGGCCCUGGUGAAUCAAAGAGUACCAAGUUAUCUUCAAAACUUAAAUGCGUCCCAGAGAGAAGCAGCUGCUAGCGACACCACGAAGCCACUAUUGAUUCUGGCUGGUCCGGGGAGUGGGAAGACCUCAACUAUGGUGGCGCGCUUGAUACACUUGCUAGAAGAGGGAAUAGAGCCGAAGUGUGUUCUGGCCAUGACUUUCACCACCGCUGCGGCAAAUGAAAUGAGGGAAAGGGUUGGAGCAGCCAUUGGAAAAAUAGCAUCCAAGGAGUUGGCAAUCAGUACUUUUCACUCUUUCUGCUUGCAGCUAUGUCGAACACAUGCUGACAAGUUAGGGCGCACUCCUGAGUUUCUUGUGUAUGGUACUGGUCAACAAAGAAAGGCUGUCAUCGAGGCCACCAGAAUUGCGUUCUCUGAACAUAAAGGUGAACAACUACCAGGACUGAAUGGUUCGAAGGACUUACCUGAUGAAAAGUAUGAAAGUACGAAUCCGUCACGCUGGCGGGAGCAAGCCAGAAAGUGGCAGCAAUUUGUUACGCAGGCCAAAUGUGCAGGACGGACCUCUACAUACUAUGAGAAGAUCGGCAACAUGCUCGGGGCUUCAGUGCUGAGAAAUUACGAGAAGACUCUGACGGCCUGCAAUGCUCUUGAUUAUCACGACUUCAUCAGCUGUGCUGCCAGACUUCUUGAAGAGCAUCAAUCAGUUCUUGAGGAGUGUCAAAGGACAUGGUGUUGCAUACUUGUAGACGAGUUUCAGGACACAAGCGCAAUGCAGUACAACUUCUUGCAGUUACUUGCAUCCCACCAAAGAAUCACAGUAGUCGGUGAUGAUGAUCAGUCUAUUUUUGGGUUCAAUGGAGCAAAUGCAGGAGGUUUUUCAUCCUUCAGGAAGGACUUCCCUACCCUUAAGGAGGUGAGACUGCAUCAAAAUUACAGGUCAACACGUUGCAUUGUGGAGUGUGCUUCUGCUCUCAUAAGGAACAACAACAAGCGAUGUCAGACCGAACAAGUUGUCACAGAUAACAAUCUUGGAGACAAAAUACAAGUUAGAGAGUGUCGAAACGAGUCUGCACAGUGUGCAUUUGUUGCUGAUACUCUGCUGAUGGCCACCUUGUCUUCGAACUAUCUCAGUUGUGGCAGCACUGCUGUUCUCUAUCGUCGUCAGGCGACUGGAAAAUUAUUCCAGUCCACAUUUCGCUCUCGAAAAAUUCCUUUUAAUGUACACGGGGUUGCCUUCUAUCGAAAAAAAGUUAUCAAGACCAUCACAGCUUUGUUCUGGACAGUCUUACCGGGGCGGAAGGAUAUUUUUUCGCGAAGAGUUUUUAAGGCCAUGUAUGGAGGAGAGAAAUCUGAAUCGAAGAAGGCUGUGGAAUACGUCGAGAAAAUUUCAAGAAGCAAAAAUUGUGAUUUUCUGCAAGCUGCCUCGGAAAUCUUCACGGCAAAAGUUUCAGGCACUUUUACAAGGCGCCAACUGGCCAUGGGAAGGAAAGUGCUUAGCUCGAUAAACACAGUCAAACAUCUCGUGUCUAAGGAGCAAUCUCUGUCAGCCGUGAUUACUGCAGUUGCGAACCUGCUUCCUCAGAGGCCUAUCUUCGAUACCCGCGCUGUAGUAACUGAAGAUGGACGAAGACUGCUGAAUGAAGACGAAGACUCACGGACAGUUUUGGAGUACUUGCUUGAUGAUGUGAACGAGUUCCUUGGAAAGCAUUACAACUCAUGCCCUCCUAAAGGGGUAGAGCUGGAAAUUGGUGGAUGUUCAUCCGCAUUGAGGGCUUUUUUGGGUUACAUGACAGCAAGAGAGGAAGAAAACUUCCGAAAUCGUAAGGAGGAAAACAACAACUCUGUGACUCUAACCACAAUGCAUCAGUCCAAAGGCUUGGAGUGGGAUACAGUUUUCAUAGUGAAGGCCAAUGAUACAGAAACUCCGUUGCUUCAUGAGGGAUCGGGCUGCGUAAACGAGGACUCUGGUUCUCUAGAGGAAGAAAGGCGGCUGUUUUAUGUUGCGAUGACACGAGCGAAAAAGAAGCUCUAUAUCAGCUAUAUUGUUGUUGAUUCUGAUCGGCAGAUACUUAAACCAACUCGAUUCUUGGCGGAACUCCCUCGCGCCCUUUUAGAAUUUCAGGAUGGCGCCAGUCAGAUCAGACCGGAGAUUACGACACCAAUAAAGGAGCAACCAGCCAAAAUCGAGCACCUUAGCACAGACAGUUUGUCGAAUGCUCAAGUGGACGAAUUGAGCAAAGUCUCUGGAGAGGAAGUCCAGAACAACAAAGAUGGUCCAGUUGUAGAACACGAUAAAAUCGACAAUGAUGUGGCUCGUAAAGAUGGAAGUGCUAGUAAUGCGCCAGCCGUGCAAAGCUGCCUUAGAACGAAUGCUUUUCUGAAAGGAUUCAGCAUCGAAGCGAGGUCUGUGGUAGCCGGGUUAUUCCAUACAUGGGCAAAAAAACCCUCUUUUCAAGACCCAAAACGUCUUCUUAGCAAGGUUGGAUUUGUUAUCGACGAACGUCUUCGAAGCAAAGGAACAAGGAACAAAGAAGUGCUCAUCAACUUGAAACUCGCACUAAGAGACGAAACUGCUCUAUCCUAUGCCCAAAAUGUGCUCGCUUGGGAGAAGCUUCCGGCCGAGGAGAGAGCAGUCCUUCAGGCCGAGCGACAGGAGCACUUUCAGAUCCAGAAUAGUGAGCGCGCGCAAGCUGCCGCCUGUGCUACACCUAAACAGAUAUCGUAUUUGCGAAGCCUCGGCUGUACGGUUGAUCCGACUUCUCGCCUUCAUGCAUCGCGUCUGAUCGAGCAAUACAGAAAACUUUGAAGGACGCCUCUGUGUAGCUCCUCGUGAUCACUCUUACAUUCGUGUGUCAUCCAUUCAUGACUCUGUAUUCAUUGUCUUAGUCGGGGAAAUUCUUGGUAACUGAUUUUAAAAGCACUUCAUUCCUGAAGUCUUUUGUCACUAUACACAAGCUUCGAGAAGGCCACUCUGAUUGCAUGUUUUCAGAUUCUUUACGUAUGUAAUAUAGAAAGCAAUUAUCUAGUGUCCAGACUAACAUACCCCUUCACCCUCAUCAGAAGACGAACUGUUAGCUAUAUUUCAUUUAGAAGCAGUGACCAUACUUACCUAUCGAAGUGAAGUCACUUCAUACUGAGACGUUUGUUGACCAUCCUCAGAAAACCCGUCGAAAGUUUUAAAACUGAGCGUAUUUCCAGCUCGUAAGUUGUGAGGACGUCUGAUUGAAAGAUAACAAUCUUUUAGCUACAACUUUCCAAAUAUGGCUCCCUCAGAUCGAUUUCAGUUGGUUUACAUGUCGAAGAUAAAGCUGAUUCCUAACAGGAGCUGACGAAAGUGGACGUGCGUUAGUCAGCACACAAUAUGGUAAGAGUAUCUCUCAAACAAACGUUACGUCCAGACAAGGCUUUUACCACAGAAGAUAUCAGAAGGUUCUUCGUUUCUGUCUGACGUCAUACAUUUCUGAAGAGACAUCUCCACAUGUAUCUGUUUAUUUGUGCCUUUCUUGAACAAUCAAUCAUUGUUCCUGAAAGAUAAUGUACUGGCAUGUACAGUUUAAAUAAACUUUCAAUUGUAAUUCUGG